Messenger RNA from Chionomys nivalis (European snow vole), 1013 nucleotides. RefSeq names its product ELOVL fatty acid elongase 3 (gene Elovl3). The transcript has 4 exons. Gene Ontology annotation, molecular function: fatty acid elongase activity. Gene Ontology annotation, biological process: sphingolipid biosynthetic process; fatty acid elongation, polyunsaturated fatty acid; fatty acid elongation, monounsaturated fatty acid. The coding region runs from base 23 to 838 and encodes 271 amino acids. Lineage: Eukaryota; Metazoa; Chordata; Mammalia; Rodentia; Cricetidae. Gene Ontology annotation, cellular component: endoplasmic reticulum; endoplasmic reticulum membrane. The record is from RefSeq and is a predicted model, not a curated record.
CCUCGUCCUGUGCAAAAGCGAAAUGGCCAGAUCCAUGAACUUCUCACGUGGUUUAAAUGCGGAGCUGGUGCAACCCUAUAACUUCGAGAUGUCGCGGGACUUAAGGCCCUUUUUGGAGGAGUACUGGGUUACCUCGUUCCUUAUAGUUCUCGUCUAUCUGUUGCUCAUCUUCGUGGGCCAGAACUACAUGAGACCACGGAAGAGCUUCAGCUUGCAGGGGCCUCUCAUCCUCUGGUCCUUCUGUCUGGCCAUAUUCAGUAUCCUGGGUACAGUGAGGACAUGGAAGUUUAUGGGAACACUGCUAUUUACACGGGGCCUCCAGCAAACUGUGUGCUUCGCCAACUACAUCGAUGACACCAUAGUCAAAUUCUGGUCCUGUAUCUUUGUUCUCAGCAAGGUUGUUGAACUCGGAGAUACGGCCUUCAUCAUCCUGCGUAAGCGGCCUCUCAUCUUUAUCCACUGGUACCACCACAGCACUGUGCUCCUGUUCACGAGCUUUGGAUUCAAGAACAAGGUGCCUUCAGGUGGCUGGUUCAUGACCAUGAACUUCGGGGUACAUUCUAUCAUGUACACCUACUACACUCUGAAAGCUGCCAAGGUGAAACAUCCUAGCAUGCUACCUAUGGCCAUCACCAGCUUGCAGAUCCUGCAGAUGGUUAUGGGAACCAUCGUUGGCAUCCUGAAUUACAUCUGGAGGCAGGAAAAAGGGUGCUACACCACGACGGAACACUUCUUCUGGUCCUUUAUGCUAUACGGGACCUAUUUCCUCCUUUUUGCUCACUUCUUUCACCAAGCCUACCUCAGACCCAAGAGCAAAGCUAAGUCCAAGAGCCAAUGAGAGCUGAAAGAAAAGAUGGAACCUCGGGCUUUCCUCCGUGGCACUAAGGGUUAGGUGUGGGAGAAUGAUUAGGGUACCUUCCCUGUCUGGUUCCCCCAUGGGACUUGUACCCCAAAGUGGCAGGAAGCUAUGACAACCAAGAAAUGUCAUCCUUUGAUCUUUCUGCCUUUAAUGU